GUUGGGCCCAUCUUAUAUGGAAUUUGUGAGCUCUGUAACUGCCUUAUUUGGGGUUUCAUGUGCUCUCUCUUUGCAUGUAUUUAUAUACCCAGGCAUAUGCCCCCUUCACCACCCCCAACUCCCAACUAAAUAAACUCUCUCUCUCUCUCUCUUACUGAAGCUUGACACAAUGAAGCAAAACAUCCAUUCUUUUACUCUUAUGUUCUUCCUUCUUUUCCUUAUUAUUACCAAUUCACAAGCAUUAGCCCGUUUCUUAGCAUCCGAGCAAGGAGAAGGGGGGCCAAAGCUGCAUGAAAUCACUACUUUGGGUUCACUUGUAGAGAUGGAAGAGAAUGAUUCUUUGAAUGAGCUGAAGGGGUUGGAGGAUUGUCACAAUGGAGAUGAAGAGUGUGUGAAGAGAAGGAUGGUUGCAGAGGCCCACUUGGAUUACAUCUACACUCAACAUCAUAAGCCCUAAAUGUCAAAAGACCCUCUUUCAAGUAGUUUAUAGCUCAAACCUGUUCUAAAGACCCAUCAGGCAUCAGGAGUUACUUCAAGGCAGUGGUUUUUUUUGUCCCUUUGAAAACUUCCACUAGUAUUGGGUUUGGGUUUCAGAGUUGUAUUUUGUUAUUAUAAAGAUAUAUUGUAACUGUUACAUUCAAGUAUUGAAGUAUGGUUAUGACUGUUUCCUCUAGCAUUUUGCUUUUGUGAUGAAUUAUUUUACAAAAUAGACCGCCUUCUUGGUAUUGGAAUGAA
Molecule: messenger RNA, 735 nt
Organism: Camellia sinensis
Lineage: Eukaryota; Viridiplantae; Streptophyta; Magnoliopsida; Ericales; Theaceae
Source: RefSeq, a predicted model, not a curated record